Effrenium voratum is the source of this 1510-nucleotide messenger RNA. Lineage: Eukaryota; Dinophyceae; Suessiales; Symbiodiniaceae. The record is from the annotation of a GenBank genome assembly.
UGAGAUUUGAAAAUUCGGGCAGAUGAAUGAAGCCCAGACGCCAUGGAAGAGCCAGAGUAUGGACACCGAGUACAGUCAAGGAGAAGACGAUAGCGAGGAGCCGCUUCUUUUGCAGAGGCGCCUGCCGGCCUUGACGCGCCCGCGCGCGUGGGGCUGCAUUCUCGUCUCCGUGGCCUUUGCUGCCGGCAUGUUCCUCAUCACGAGGGCGACCGGCGGCGUCUCCCGGACUUCCCGCCGGCCGGUGGAGGAGCUAUACACCUUCGGCACGCCGGGCACAGUGAAGGGAACGCUGCGAGACUUCUCCCGGCUGGACGGCUGCUUCGGAGGGCUCCGAGUCUACAUGAGGAGCUCCCGCCCCGGGUGGCGGGUGAAGGUCCCGGUCUACGACCCGGUGGCAUGGAUCACGGAGCAAUUCGGGUACAGCCACCCCCAGAUGGAGUUUAUGGAGCUCUCCGAGCACAACCUCCAUGAGCACAGCGUCUCUCCCUGCCGCGCCUCGGCGCGGGAUCCGGAGGCGGACUCCUUCUGGUGGAUCGAGGGGCACACCGCCUACGAGGCAACGCUGAAACACCACCUCGCCCGUUCGAACCCUGAGGACUUGCACGUCGAGACCAAAGCGUUCAGCGAGUUGAGCCGACUACAGAAGGCCUAUUUGAUGUGCCACUUCUCCUUCGUAAUCUACGCUCCGCAGAUGCAGACCCUCCAUGUGGAUGCCCUGCAGUGGGGUUGGAAUCUGGUGGGCUACGCCGGGUCCAGGCCUAAGGCCACCAGAGACUCAAUCGUGAUUUUCCACGACCAUGCAGCCCUGUACCAGAAUCCAAGGAGCCUAGAGUGUGCUUUGGCCUUUGAGGGAAGCGACCGUUCAGACGUCAGCGACUGGGUCUAUGACGCGGACAUCUACGCUACGGACUUUUGCGGGCAGAGGGAAGUGCACAAUGGCUUCGCGGAGAAGCUGCGGGCCAUGCUGCGCAGCCAGGACUAUGAUGAGGCCAUCCGCUCAAAGCUGCCCUUCUGCUCGGAGCUGCUGGUGACGGGGCACUCCAUGGGCGGCGCCCAAGCGGAGCUCUUCUCCGCCUGCGCCAACAACGGCCGCGCCUCCGCCAGGGCCAAGGCAUCCAGUGACUACGGCCUGGUAGCGGUGGGGCUGCAGAGCCCAAAGCUUCUGAGGCCCUUCCUGCAGCAGGUGCCGGGGGUGUUUCUGCAGAACCACUUCAGCGGCCUGUGCCUGGAUGUGGCGGGCCAUAUUCAAACCUUGGCCGGCAGCUCCGUUGUGGCAGCGCCCUGCCACGACACCCACCAGCGCUGGAGUCCUCAGGAGGACCGGGUGGUGAACCAAGAAACGGGGCAUUGCCUGACAGCACAGAAGAAGGGAGCGAUCCAGGCGCCCUGUGUUCUCCACGCGCAGAAUCAGUCCUGGAACCACACAGAGCAGGGCCUUCUCAUUAGCAGGUCAGAGGACAUGUGCCUCAACGCGGACCUGAAGUGGUACAGGCGCGGAAUGAUCAGGUAG